Molecule: messenger RNA, 1815 nt
Organism: Bicyclus anynana (squinting bush brown)
Lineage: Eukaryota; Metazoa; Arthropoda; Insecta; Lepidoptera; Nymphalidae
Product: myrosinase 1
Exons: 11
Coding region: 20-1618 (532 amino acids)
Biological process (GO): carbohydrate metabolic process
Molecular function (GO): beta-glucosidase activity
Source: RefSeq, a predicted model, not a curated record
AUGAACGCCAGUGAUAAAAAUGUUUUCUCGGCGAACACUUGUAUUAUGUGCAAUACUGGUGACUUGCAGAGCCGAUCUCACUUUUCCAGAGCACUUUAAGCUGGGUGCAGCCACUUCUUCGUAUCAGAUAGAAGGCGGGUGGAACGCUGAUGGUAAGGGUGAGAGCAUAUGGGACCGGUUUGUCCACGAGAACUCUGCAGACAUCAAGAGCGGUGCUACGGGAGAUGUCGCGGCGGACUCCUACCACCAGUGGAGGGAAGAUGUCAGGAUCGCUGCCAACAUGGGACUGCAGUUUUACAGAUUUUCAAUAAGCUGGCCUCGAAUCCUGCCUACUGGCUUCACUGACAAGAUCAACCAGGCUGGUGUCAAAUACUACAGUGACCUCAUUGACGCUCUACUGGCCGAGGACAUUCAACCCAUCGUAACGAUGUAUCAUUGGGAAAUGCCUGUGAAGAUACAAGAUUUAGGUGGUUGGACAAAUCCUCUCAUUGUGAACUGGUUCGGAGACUACGCGAGAGUGAUAUUCUCUCAGUACGCUGACCGCGUCAAGACCUGGCUCACCAUCAACGAAGCCAUUGCGAUCUGCGACUUGGCUUUCAAUAAAGGCCAUUACGCUCCUAAAAUAAAGGAGCCAGAAUUCGCACCUUUUCUCUGCAAUAAACACAUUUUGCUGGCGCACGCGACCGCUUAUAGAAUAUAUGAUCGGGAGUUUAGGCCAAAGUAUAAAGCUCGGAUAUCACUUGCAAACUUCGACUUGUGGAUAAAACCAGCUACAGAAAAUGAUACUGAGUUAGCAGAUCUGGGCAGACAGCACGCGAUAGGCAGAUACUCGUAUCCAAUAUUCUCAAAGCAAGGUGGUUGGCCACCAUCGAUUGAGAAGCUCAUGCUACAAUAUAGCUUGGGACAAGGAUACCAGUACUCCAGGUUGCCGCCCUUCACAAAAGAUGAAAUAGAAUUUGUCAAAGGAACGGCAGACUUCUACGGCAUUAAUCAUUACAUAACAAGUCUGAUCAGAUCGGCUAAGCCCGGAGAGGACCCGGGAAUUUGGGUCUUGACCGGAUCUCCGGAACUGAACGCCAUUUUGGAGUUCCCGACAAAUAGCAAAGUUGCUAACUCCAUAUUUCCAGUCUAUCCAGAAGGCAUCCGGCAACAGCUAUCCUGGAUAAAGCAGGAGUACGGAGACAUCGAUAUCCUGAUUACUGAGAAUGGCUUUGGCUACUCGACCAACGAUUACGAGCUCAAUGAUGUGGAUAGAACAAAAUUUUUCAAGGAAUAUUUGGAACAGGUAUUGCUCUCGAUAAAAGUGGACAACGUUAGCGUCAUAGGAUACACGGCGUGGUCUCUCAUUGACACCUUCGAGUGGCUGGAUGGAUAUACAAUUAAGUUCGGUAUCCACGAGGUCGACUUCUCUCAUCCGAACCGAACGCGCACCCCGCGCACGUCAGCGCACUACCUCGCUUGCGUCAUCCGCGCGCGCUCGCUUGACGUGCCCGACCACUGCUACAAGGACAAAUACUUGGCCGACAGAGCACGGAUAGGUUACAGAAGUGGAAGCCAUAAGAUACAAGCUGUAUUGUUUAUUAACAUUCUUUUAAUAGCUAUAAUAAUCUGUGUUUAAUGUGCUACAAGUAGUUACAACUUGGCCGAAAGAGAACUCGUAAGCAUAAGUUACAAAUAUAGAAGUAGGUACUCGUUUGAUAAGCUGUUUUGUUCAUAUUAACAUCAAUAAUGUUUUUAAUGAAGGAGAAUAUAAGUGUAUAUGAAAUCUAUUUAUUUCUAAUAAUUGUUAUGAUAUUAAAAAGUGUGUCGUAAUGA